This is a messenger RNA of Cylicocyclus nassatus, 412 nucleotides long. The record is from the annotation of a GenBank genome assembly. NCBI's taxonomy places the organism in Eukaryota, Metazoa, Nematoda, Chromadorea, Rhabditida, Strongylidae.
GUUUCAGGCAGAAAUGGACGAACGUCAAAGUAGUGGUGAACGAGUCAAAAUCAACGUGGGUGGCACAGUGUUCGAAACUACAGUCUCCACACUGACCAGGAUAGAUAAUACCAUGCUCUCCGCGAUGGUGGCAGAACGAUGGCGGAAUGGGGAGGAGUUAUUUGUGGACCGAAAUCCAACUCUUUUCGCAAAGAUAUUGGAUUACCUGAGAGACAGUGGUAAUGUUACUCUCCCCAAAGGAGAUGCUGCUCGAGAGGCCAUAAGAAAAGAAGCUGACUUCUACAACCUUCCUGGUCUUGCCGAGAUGUGCGUAUCCUACGCAUCCACAAAAAGAGUUAGUGACCGCGUGUCACGUAUCGCCCUUAGCGAUACUGUGCAGUGGAAGAAAAACUGUAUCGAAGUGUACUGGAAG